CAUGACAUUAGUCGAUGUAUAAGUGAGAGUACUAGUUAUAAGAAAACUAUGUGGGAGAAAAUAGAAAUAGAACUUGAGGAAAUAAAUGUGAAGAACCUUAGAUUCGAUCAUCCGAUUUAUUUAGGUGUUCUAGAUAUCAAGUCAGAACCCUUUACAGAUAUAUCAGAGUUAGUUUGUGAUAUUUUUAAGGAAUCAUUUCAAAAAUAUAAGUUAGAACAGAAUCAUGAUAUAAUGGAAGCAUAUAAAGAAUUUAUCCAGAAUGAGGAAUCGAAAAUUAAUAUGGAUGAGGUUUUGGGAGAUAGCCAAUCUAUUCAGGAUAUAUUUUCUUUUUUAUGA
Funneliformis geosporum is the source of this 336-nucleotide messenger RNA. The record is from the annotation of a GenBank genome assembly. NCBI's taxonomy places the organism in Eukaryota, Fungi, Glomeromycota, Glomeromycetes, Glomerales, Glomeraceae.